This is a messenger RNA of Fusarium sp. VM40, 1050 nucleotides long. The record is from the annotation of a GenBank genome assembly. NCBI's taxonomy places the organism in Eukaryota, Fungi, Ascomycota, Sordariomycetes, Hypocreales, Nectriaceae.
AUGAAGUUGCUUGCAGGUCUUGCUCUCGCCUCGAUGGCUGUUGCCGCUCCCCUGGUGGACAAGCGCGCUCCUACUCCUCUGAAUGUUGAACUUCAGAUGAUGGGUAACUCCAAGGUCAAGGCUGUUAUCACCAACAACGGGAAGAGCAACUUGAAGCUGCUCAAGGUUGGAACAUUCCUUGAUACGGCUCCUGUUGAGAGGGCUCAGGUCUUUUCUGCCGAAAAGACUGUUCCCUUUGAUGGUGUUCGAAUUUCCCUCGACACCUCGGUGCUCGAUGACACCGCCUUCCAGAGCAUCCCCUCUGGUGAAUCAUACGAAGUGAGCUUCGACAUUGCCGAAUACCAUGAUCUUUCCGCUGGUGGCAAGUUCAGCGUUCUUUCGUCCGGCGCUCUAUCUUUCGCCACAGGGAACUCGACUGAGUUGGUCGGCUCUGUGCCCUUUUACUCCAACCGGCUCGACGCCGAGGUCGACGGCCCCCAGGCCUUCUCCGUCCGCACCGCCUUCCACCAGAAGCGAACCAAUGUCCAGAGUGACUGCUCCGGCAACAAACUCGCAGCCACACAGGCUGCUCUGGCGAACUGUGCCAGCCAGGCUUCUCAAGCUCAGCAAGCUGCCUCCAACGGCCCUGCUGAGAAGAUGGAGGAGUACUUCAAGGCAUCUGACGCUGCUACUCGAUCAACCGUAGCCGACGUCUUCUCCAAAAUUGCUGCCGAGUGUGGAUCUACCAACGCCGGAGACUCGCGUUACUACUGCUCAGACGUGUACAACUCAUGCCAGAACGGUGUUCUUGCGUACACCCUUCCCGGAGGAAGCUACAUGGCCUACUGCGACCUGUACUUCGACCGUCUUCAAGCCACCACGACGACCUGCCACGGACAGGAUCAGGGAAACACCAACUUGCACGAGAUGACCCAUCUCAACCAGAUCAAGGGUACCUCCGACUUUGGUGGUUACGGAUACAACUUCCUCCGUAGCUUGACUGCCGAGCAGAACAUCAACCACGCUGACACCUACGCUCUGUUUGCUAACGCUGUUGCUCUGGGAUGUUAA